This is a messenger RNA of Vanessa tameamea, 846 nucleotides long. It is a transcript of the gene Dhfr, whose product is annotated as dihydrofolate reductase. Gene Ontology annotation, cellular component: mitochondrion. Bases 110 to 685 code for a protein of 191 amino acids. Gene Ontology annotation, molecular function: NADP binding; dihydrofolate reductase activity. The transcript has 4 exons. Gene Ontology annotation, biological process: folic acid metabolic process; dihydrofolate metabolic process; tetrahydrofolate biosynthetic process. The record is from RefSeq and is a predicted model, not a curated record. NCBI's taxonomy places the organism in Eukaryota, Metazoa, Arthropoda, Insecta, Lepidoptera, Nymphalidae.
UUUUGAAUUUACAUCGUCUUUCAAGUUUGAAUACCGAUCACAGGUUAAAUAUAUUCAUAAAAUACUUUUGUAUAUAAAAAUCUGUUAACUGACUAUAAUUUAAAUAAUUAUGUCUAAAGUUUCAUUAAAUAUUAUUGCCGCGACGUGUCAAAACAUGGGUAUCGGUGCUAAUGGAACACUGCCUUGGAGAUUAAAAAAAGAAAUGGUUCAUUUCUAUUCCAUGACUACCAAAGUGAAGGAUUCAACAAAGAUUAACGCAGUUAUAAUGGGACGAAAGACUUGGGACUCUAUACCGGGAAAGUAUCGUCCGUUGAACAAUAGAGUCAAUAUUGUUUUAACUCGACAAGUGGAUACUGUGAAGAAAGAAGCACCAAAUGAUGUAGUAGUUCUGCCGGGGCUGGAUGAAGCUAUCAGCUAUAUAAACGGUCAGGAAGAUAUUGAAUCGACAUGGGUUAUAGGAGGAUCGUUUGUAUAUAAAGCGGCCAUGGAACAUCCAAACCUUUAUAAAAUAUACUUAACAGAGAUCCAAAAAACUUUCAAAUGUGAUACUUUUUUCCCCAACAUCGAUAAACAGCUGUUCCAGUUGGUUGAUGAAGAGGGGAUACAAAAGGAUAGACAGACAGAGGGGGAUAUUGAUUACUAUUUCAGAGUUUAUAAACGAAAGGUGUCAGAGGAAUUUUGCUAGAGUUGUGUAGCCUGGUUUAUGUAGUCAGAUGCAAGAUAUAAUGAUCGUCGAAUUUCGUAAAACCGAUCACAUCCGAAUUUAUCAAUCUUUAUUUAUUUGUUAUGCGAGAAUGAUCUUUACGCAAACGUAAUAAUUUGUAUUCGGUCCUUACAUAAUUUUAA